Messenger RNA from Psylliodes chrysocephalus, 894 nucleotides. The record is from the annotation of a GenBank genome assembly. Lineage: Eukaryota; Metazoa; Arthropoda; Insecta; Coleoptera; Chrysomelidae.
CACAUCUCGAAUGGAUCCGAUGUUGAUCAACAAAGCCAACUUCUGACUGAGUUGCACGUUGCACGAGUUGCAUAGUAUAAUCACAGGUGACAAGUUUGGAACAAACCUUAUGUUGUACUAAUGAUUUAUAGCGUGUGCCUCCUUUCGGAAGAGACGUAGAGCCUUCGUUAAAGAUUCCUACCUUGAAACAUCAGAGUGUUCGGCAAAAUUUCUAGUGUAGCGUGCUCGUCAGCUUCUGUGAUUAGAUGUAGUUAGAAUUAGGUCGACUUUAAAUUGAAAAGGUACAAAAAAAUGUUACACCAUUAUCUUGAAAAACGUUACCAUCUGGCAUCUGGCAACACAGCUUGCAUGAAAUGUCAACGAUGUCACUGUCAAAAGUCAAUACAAAUUAAAAAUAUUUGAUUUGGUAUUUUGAUUUUGUUUGAUGAUUUGGACUUUCGAGAAUGAUAAGAAACCUCAGCAACAUGAACAAGGUAGCAACUUCAAUCCAAAAUAAACUGAAAACUCAUCUAGAAACUAUACAUUUAGAAGUUAUCAACGAGUCGUACAUGCACAACGUUCCUAAAGGAGCAGAAACUCAUUUCAAAGUCGUAGCAGUGUCGAACAAAUUUUUUAAUUUACCUUUAAUUAAAAGACACAGAACUGUGAACGAAAUAUUGCAAGAGGAAUUAAACAGUGGUGUGCAUGCUUUGUCUAUAGUUGCUAAAACGCCCGAGGAAUGGGAAAAUAGUACGAAGAUUGUAGAAAGCAGUCCAUCAUGCAGGGGAGGUUUUGGGAAAUAACAUAUUUUUAUUUUACCAAAGUGAUUAUUAUGUAAUUUUAAAAAACAAUUUAGUAUUACAGUUUAUAUUUGUAGAUAAUUUGUAAAUACAUUAUUUUUCACUAUAAAUGUGU